This is a messenger RNA of Closterium sp. Naga37s-1, 708 nucleotides long. The record is from the annotation of a GenBank genome assembly. NCBI's taxonomy places the organism in Eukaryota, Viridiplantae, Streptophyta, Zygnematophyceae, Desmidiales, Closteriaceae.
AUGCUUCAGAGGGCAGAACGGCGGAGGUGGUGGAGGAGGAAGAGGAGGGGGAGGGGGGGGGGGGAUGCAGGUGGAGACAAGAAAGAGGCGGAAGACGACGAACCCAACACUGGGGAAGGGGUAGAGCAGGGCGGAGGAGAUGGGGGCGAGAGAGAGGCGGAAGAGGAAGCAGGCGAACAAAGCUCAGCAGAGGAAUCAGAGGAGGAAGAGAAACCUACACCUCUGGCUGACACUCCCGAAAAGCUGGACCAGUGGUUCAAAUCUUGGCGGGAAAACACCAGCGCUGUUCUACCUCCAGGCUUUAAGGACGCCUCUUCUAUGGAGGUUGUGGAGAUAGACGAUUGGCCGCCCGUACCCGUGCCUUCGCCGAACCUAGGGGUGGAGGUUCGGGUGGAUCCGAGCCUGGAUCCGAACGCCUGGCGCCCCUACCUCAAAGGGUGUGACAACAGCUUCGGCGAGCUGCACAUGAAAAACGCCACAUAUUGUGACAAGGUGGGGGGCUACAUUGUGAUUCACGUGGAGGACUUGCGGCGUCUGGCGCCCCUCUGGAGCGCCAAGAGCGAGGAGGUGCGGGCAGACGUGGAGCACUACACCAUCAACGCCACGGGGGACGUUCACGGUCAGAGGUGGAUCAGCGAGAUGUAUGGCUACUCCUUUGGAUCAUCUGAUGUGAGUGCCACUGCAUGUAGAUCUGUUUGGAUUACCUAG